AUGUUCGCCCUCUACGUUAUGAUGUUGUUAUCGCUCGUGGCGACGGGAUCGGCCGUCGGCGUUCGACCAGUCCAAAGCAUGGCCGUGGAAGGCAACUUUAUCUGUAAUGGACGGCCAAUGAGAGAUGUGGUAUGUUGUUUUGUCUAUUUUUGAUUAUUUUUAUUUUUUUUAAUUUUUAGCUUUGCACAGUGCAAUUAUUUUUAUGGUUGCACCGUGCAAUUGAGUUUUGGUUUUAAAAAAAAAUUUUUAAUAAGUCAGAAUUUACUUGUACAGGACACAAUGUUUACAUACCUUCACAAAAAUUCAUAUUUUUUUCAUUUUUCACUUUAUUUGAUUCAAAUUUUGUAAUUUUAAAAACUGCACGGUGCAGUCAAAAUCACCCUUGUACCGUGCAAUCAGAUAAUUAUCCAAGUUUGUACAUAUGAUAUACACAUGUAUAAAAAUAAUUUUAGAAUGUAUAUAGGGUGUUUACAUACGAAAUGCAUAAGCUUUCCAAAAACAAAAAGCGCUUUUUGAUCGCCAGAACUUUUCAUAGCUGAUCGUUGAUCAAGAAAACACAUAAAUCUGAUAUAAAGGAUGUGGAUGGCCCUUGAGGACAUAGAACAACAAUAAAAAUGUCCUUGAGGACAAAGAGCAACAACUGAAAAUGGCAUUUUGUUCUUUGGAAUUUAAAUAUUUUGAGAAUUUGCACUGUGCGAUUGAUUAAGUUGAUUGCACCGUGCAGUUUAUUUCAAACCUUUGUAAAUAGGCAUGAAAUAUAAAAUUAAAAAAAUUAUGACACAAUAAGUAUAGAAUAACUUUAAUUAAGAAUAUUAAUUCAAAAAACAAAAAAGUUACAUGUGGUUUUAAAAAGUUAUGGCAUUUUUAAAAAAAAUUGCACAGUGCACUAAAUAUUAUAAAUUUUUAAACAUUUCUUAUUGCCAAAACUUAAUUUCAAAAUUUCAGAAAGUAAAACUAUAUGACCACGACACCUUUACCUUGGACGACUUGAUGGCCAAGACCAAGAGUGACAGCAAUGGCCACUUCUACCUAAAAGGUCAUGCCAAUGAAGUCAGCCGAGUCACUCCAAAAUUGAAUGUGUAAGUUAAGGUUUAGGUCAUAACAUACUUAAUUUUAUCAUAGAAUGGGAAUGGCGAUAUUAUUUUUUGUGUUAUUAUUUACCUGUAUGAUAUAUACAGAAAGAUGUCACAAUGAUAUUGUUGUAGCCACCUGUAGACAUAUUAAUAUGCCAUGUUAUUACACAUACCUAUAGAUAUAUUAAUAUAAGAUUUUAUUAUAGAUACCACCGUUGUAAUCAGCUUCUGCCCGUUUGUUAUCAGAAGUUCAGCAUCGGAAUCCCAAAAGACUACAUCACUUAUGGUAACUCUGUACCCUCAAAAACAUACGAUUUGGGAACAUUAAACUUGGACGGUAAAUUCCCAGGCCAAGGAAGAGACUGCCUCAACUAA
Bursaphelenchus okinawaensis is the source of this 1448-nucleotide messenger RNA. NCBI's taxonomy places the organism in Eukaryota, Metazoa, Nematoda, Chromadorea, Rhabditida, Aphelenchoididae. The record is from the annotation of a GenBank genome assembly.